Microdochium trichocladiopsis is the source of this 1596-nucleotide messenger RNA. Its product is annotated as flavin-containing monooxygenase 9. The record is from RefSeq and is a predicted model, not a curated record. Gene Ontology annotation, molecular function: NADP binding; N,N-dimethylaniline monooxygenase activity; flavin adenine dinucleotide binding. Bases 1 to 1596 code for a protein of 531 amino acids. The transcript is spliced from 5 exons. NCBI's taxonomy places the organism in Eukaryota, Fungi, Ascomycota, Sordariomycetes, Xylariales, Microdochiaceae.
AUGGCUCAGCAGACUGUGGCAGUCAUCGGGGCAGGGUCCUCGGGCCUGUCGAUGCUCAAGACCCUGCGCGAGGAUGGCUUCAAGGUCACUCUGUAUGAACGGCGGACCGAGGUCGGCGGCUUGUGGGCAUACACAGACGAUAAGAACAUGACGACGGCACUGCGAUCGACGAGGGCCAACAUCAGCAAGUACACAUGCGGCAUGUCGGAUUUUCCAAUGCCUGACAAAUAUUCCACCCACAUGGACACGUGGGAGUUCCAGGAGUACAUGGAGUCAUACGCCCAGCACUUUGACCUGCACAAGGACAUUGUGUUUGGCGCAUGGGUCAAGAAGGCCAUCCGCAACGACACCGACACCAAGUGGCGGCUUGAGUUUGAGAUUGAUGGCAAGCUAGAGACCCAAGAGUUCGACAAGGUCGCGUUCUGCCACGGCUACCAGACCAAGCCGAACCGUCGCCAGAUUGAAGGGUCCGAGGCAUUUGAAGGCACUCAAAUCCAUGCCCAGCAGUACCGAUCUCCCGAAGACUUCCGCGACAAGAAGGUCGUCAUUCUCGGCCUGGGUCCAACAGCGGCAGACAUCAUCGCCGAGCUCGUCCCCGUGGCCGCCAAGGUCUACACCUCCCACCGCCGGGGAGCCUUCAUGUUCCCUCGGUUUCGCAACGGGACGCCUACGGACCUCAUCAUCAACUGGCAGCGGCGACAGACGGGCUUCGUCAUGCAGCGCUGGUUCCCCAAUCUGACCCGGCGGCUCGGCGAUAUGGCCCUCACGUACAUGAUGCACCAGCAGUACGGCAAGUUCGACCCGGCCUGGCGCCUCGAGCCUUUUCCGAGUCUCUCGCUUUCCCUUGCCGGGACCAGCGACGUGGUUUUGCCGUUCCUCCGAGACGGCACCCUGGUCACGGUGCCCGCAGUCAAGCGCUUCUCUGGACCAAAGACGCUCGAGUUCGUCGACGGCACGACCCUCGACGAUGUCGAUGCUGUCAUCUACGCGACGGGGUACAGUGCCGACUUCACCGUGACGCCCUGGCUCGAGACAUCCCGCCCGCCGCUUUCCGCGGGGGAGUAUGGAGGCGGGGACCUCGUGCGCAUGUACAUGAACAUGUUCCCGCCAGCGUACGCCGACUCGAUGGUGCUCCUGUGCCACUCGGCCUUUGGCAAGAACAACGGCUUCUCCUUCUCCGACGUGACCUCGAUGGCCGUGAGCAACGUCUGGCGGGGCGUGCACCCGCUGCCCUCGCGGGGGGAGAUGGAGCGGCACAUUGACGCGCACCAUGCGUGGGUGGCGAGCCGGUGGCGGCUGGAUCACCAGAUCAACACGUCCAUGGUCAAGAACUACGAGUUCCAGGGGUUCCUGCACGAGGCGGCCGGCACGGGGAUGAAGGAGAAUCUCGGCUGGGGCCUGCAAGGGUGGAAGUUCUGGUGGAAGGACCGCGAGCUGUCGUGGCUGAUGAAUCAUGGUGUCGAGACUGCGCACGCGUUCAGGGUGUUUGAGACGGGCAAGAGGAAGACGUGGCCAGGGGCGAGGGAGGCAAUUAUCCAUGCGAACGAGGUGACAAAGAUCUUUCCGCUCAAGGGGGAGUCUAUUAAGGCAAAGUGA